Messenger RNA from Hyalella azteca, 959 nucleotides. RefSeq lists its product as uncharacterized. Lineage: Eukaryota; Metazoa; Arthropoda; Malacostraca; Amphipoda; Hyalellidae. The transcript has 5 exons. The coding region runs from base 1 to 837 and encodes 278 amino acids. The record is from RefSeq and is a predicted model, not a curated record.
AUGUAUUCGACGUGCAUCAAGCAAGCAGCUUCGCUGACGGGAAGUCUUUGGUUGGUAGUCGUAGGGCAACAAGAGUUCUUUCAGGUCACAAGCUCAAGUGCUCAGAACAUCACAUGGCAGGUCGCUGACGCUGCCACGACUCUCUUCGCUUGUGCCCAGGCCACCGUGGACGCUGCCAAACUGAUGUUCAAGUUCAAUGGAGGGUCCUGCAUGAUCGCCAUGAAUGGUUUCUAUGAUCCUGAGAAUCAAGCAUGCGAUGGUCAGACGGUCUAUAUCGGCUAUGAUGGUAACAGUGGGUGCGUCACUCCUUUUGGAGGGUUCUUGAAUGGCCAAAACAUAACGAGCGAUGGAAUGUGCUACUCGACGUGUGUUGGAAAGACGGUAACUGUUCAAGAUGGAACUGAAAUAGCAAGCCCUUCGGAUGGAGCAGUAUCUUGCAUUGGAACGGAAGCAGUCCCCCACAUCCUCAUUGUAGCAGAGUCAGCGACCUUCUGUGCGGCAGCGACCAAAUGUGCGUUGCGUGGACUCGAGCUGGCCCAAGUAGACACGGAGGAGAACCUGAAUGCCAUGAAGACAGCCGCCGCCACGAAACCUGAAACACUGGGUUUCUGGGUGAACGUGCAAUACAUCGACGGCGCUUGGGUCCACAUGCCAAGCAAGACUCCCGUGGUCGCUGACAUGUGGGAUAGUAUUCCCUAUGACACCUCCUCCUGCGUGGCCAUCAUGCAGUCCGGGAAAAUCUAUUCUGCGACGUGUAACACUGAAUUUUUAUACAUGUGCGUCGACACCACCAAGACCAUCAAGCCGUGUGAGACUCUCUCAGUGAUAAAAGGAUGAUGUGCUACGGCUGCGCUGCGAAAAAGACACCGAAUCAUAUUGGAGAUAAAUAUCGCUAAACUCGUAAAUUAAAGAGCAUUAAAAGAUGUUAUUCAUUAUUAGUUUUACGGGCUGGCACUAGG